UGUCAAAGCACUUCUGUCUGUCCAAAAUUGUCACGAGGACUUGCAUUCAUAUAACGGCAAUCACAGGCUGUCAUACUAGUAGGAAACUGACCCAAACGAGCGUCGUAUCACAAGAAUCUUAGUUAACGGUGACCAAGAGAUCUAAUUCUCAAAUUCCUCUUCAAGACAAAAUUAGCCUAACUAUUUUCUUUUGGAAUUUUCUUCACCUUAUCCACACACACACACACAGAUCCUCACACUCAACCACACCAACCUUAACCCCACCUUCUGUAUUUUCCCUUUCAAGAUCUUCUCCAAGUUUCCAAUUUUAACAAUUCAGAUUCUCAAAUCUCAAAAUCUGUGCUAGUUUAGCAGCAACAGCCAAUCUCCAUUACCCCUUUGCUGCAGUUCCAAGAUCACUUAGCUGCGAAGAGAUUUCCCGCCAAAUUUCCUUUUUGAAUUAGUCUCCUCAAAGGUAUUGGUACUAGCAAAACUGAAGAGGUUUUCUGAGAAAGAGAGCAUUCUUUUGGGUUAUAGCCCUCAAAGAUCCUCUAUGAACCAUCCAAUUUCUUCUCCAAAAAGCCCCUGUAGAAACUCAUCAGAUAUUGAUUUCAAUGAUGUGUUCGGUGGCCCUCCAAGGCGACCGUCAAUUCAGGAGGUGCGACACGGCUUUAGUGAAAGUAAAGAUUCAUAUGCAUUAAGGAGUGAUGAGGAAACAAGUUCAUAUCGCCCUCGGUGGUCUGGUCUGAGCGAGAAGCCUGUCUUUGGAGAGGAAGGGUUUAGUAGAAGGCGAUAUACAAGUGAUGACUUCUUUGAUGAUAUUUUUAAAGGCAAUGAGUAUUCCACUUCUUCUCCAAGGAAGAACAAUCGAGAUCCAUUCUCUUCCGCUCCAGGUUCGAGAGUUUUAAGUCCUGUUCAUCCCCUGCCACCAAGGGCUGAGCCCUUUGCGAGUUCAUCAGUGCCAGCACAAUUCAGCCUCCCUGCCAAACUAAUUAAAGGGAAAGACUUGCCAACUUUUGGAUCCAGUGCCCGUAAUCAUCACAGAAAUAAGGAUGGUACCUCAACUGGAAUAAGCUUUUAUUCAUAUUCUCCUGUGUCUAGAUUUUCAAGCAAAGCAAAUCAAGCUCAGGGGCCGUUGAGAAAUGAUGUUUUUUUCCAGAGCUCUUUAUCGCAGGCGCAAUCUCUUAGCAUUGAAGAGUCAUUAAACAUUGUGAAACCUAAUGAAAUGGACGAAGGCAAUGAUUUGAAAAUUGAUUCAAAUUGUUCUGAAGGUCCAAGCAUAGGUAACCAGUUCCACUUCUCUAUUUACAAAUGGGCAAGUAAAGGGAUACCACUAGCAUUGCCUCUUGGAGGGGGAAAUAGUUCAAAAUGGAAAGAGAAGUUUAAAUUUGAGAGGAGUUCAAGUGCUUCUGGACGGAUAGCAUGUGAAGGUAUGGCAAAGGAAUUACCGACAGUGAUUCCUCAGGAUAUCGAUUGCCUCUCAUCCAAUAUUAGCACAUCGUCAGAUGCUAAGUCCUCUGAGAUUGAAUUUGAUAAAAAAGAGAAUGGCUCCCUUUUCAAUAGAAGGACCCUUAGAAAAUUAGAACAAGUGCAGAAUCUUGAGGAGGCAAUUCUUCCUAAAUCUGUCUCCGAAGUCCCAAGCACUCAUCAUGAAGAUGGUCCUGGUAAUGUUAUCUUUCAGAAUUCAAAUAAAGAAACAAAACCUCGUUCUGUUCUUGGUACGGGCUUUUCUGGAAAAAUAGAGAAGAAAUUUUCUGUGGCUACACAAGAAGCUCCCAAGUCUGAGUCAAAGACACUACGUUCUCUGUUGAUAGCCACCGAUGAGAUGACUACCAAAAAUGAAUUAAAGGAAAGCAAGGUGAAAAGCAUCAAAAAGUCAGUAGCAGGAUUUGAUGUCAGUGAAAAAGUAAAGAAACGAGAUGGAAAAGGAGUCAUAUUGAAUAGUGAAGUUAUGGUUAAAACCAACUUACAAGGUUCAUCCAUGAAUUCACGAGAUAGCCUUGCAAAGAAUCAAGGUAAGGGAAAAGUCAGGGAAUUUGUUAAAAUUUUUAACCAGGAAGCUUCAAACAAACCCAAAUUCAAUGUGGGCUCUCAAACUCGAAGCUCUAGAUGGAAGGAGAGAGGCAAAUUCAAGACAGAAGAUGAUGCAAGUGUUACCUCAACUCAGGUAGAUGAGUUUCUUAUGCUGUUAGAGAAACAACAUUCUGAUACAAGGAACAACAACCAUAAGUCCAUGGAGAUUUCUUCUGGACUUGAGGAUAGGUCAGCGCCAACUGCAGGACCAAUUUCUGAUGGCUCAGAAGCAAUAGCUGGAGAUCCAGAUGAUUCCUUCCAAGGAAAUAUCCUGAUUAAAGAAUUACCUCGGGAUGGAGAUGAACUGCCACAAGUUGGUGAUAACCAAGAAGAUAUCCAAGUCAUUAAUGCUAAAAUUUGGAAGUGGUCAAAUGGAAAAGAAGGGAGCAUCCGUUCCCUCCUCUCAACUUUACAAUAUGUACUUUGGCCUGAAAGUGGGUGGAAGCCUGUGCCUCUUGUUGAUAUAAUUGAAGGAAAUGCAGUGAAAAGAUCAUACCAGAAGGCCUUACUCAGUCUACACCCAGAUAAACUACAGCAGAAAGGUGCUGCAUCACAUCAAAAAUACAUAGCAGAAAAAGUUUUCGAUAUUCUGCAGGAAGCAUGGACCCAUUUCAACUCACUCGAUCCAGUGUGACCAAUGAAGUCUCAACUCUCAAACUACGAGAAUUUAUUCAGUGCAACCGUUAUAUGUGCAAUAAAUACAUCUAAUCAUUGAUUAUGAUAGAUCUACGUGAACCCGUCAUGAUCAAUGGUCACAAUAUAUCGAUUACAUACUACAAAUAAGUGUUAACAUAUUAUAUUGAUAGGCUUGUGAGAAAACUACAUUUUGGACUCUGUGUAGGUAUUUUGUGUGGUGUGCUGCUAUGUAUUGGACAUACCUGCUUGGUUUCUAUAUUGUAUUGAAUAUGCUAAGCAAGAGUUUAGAUUAAAAAAAAAAAAAAAAAGGAGUGCCUUGUGAAUGUAUCA
Messenger RNA from Hevea brasiliensis (rubber tree), 3018 nucleotides. RefSeq names its product J domain-containing protein required for chloroplast accumulation response 1. The transcript is spliced from 9 exons. Bases 533 to 2686 code for a protein of 717 amino acids. Lineage: Eukaryota; Viridiplantae; Streptophyta; Magnoliopsida; Malpighiales; Euphorbiaceae. The record is from RefSeq and is a predicted model, not a curated record. Gene Ontology annotation, biological process: clathrin-dependent endocytosis; clathrin coat disassembly. Gene Ontology annotation, cellular component: cytoplasm; intracellular membrane-bounded organelle; vesicle. Gene Ontology annotation, molecular function: clathrin binding.